UUGUUAUUAUAUUCUGCUUGUCUUGUGUUUACUUUUUUCCGUUAAACGGAAAAACAUUGGUAUAGAAUUAUGUUUAGCUGUUUUGAUAAAUGAAGAGUACAUUUUAGUAAUGUUCGUUCUUUUGAGUAGAUUUGUAGUAGGUUGGAGCUAAAAGAGAAACAUUUGAACUCUUUUUUCAUUGCUUUUUGCUCAAGGAUUGCAGUUAUUUUUUAUUCCCCUUUAUGUGUUGAAUUUGAUGCUCGGCUUUCACUUUGGAAUAAAGUAACGGUCAUCUGGUUUUUGAAAUGGUCACCCAAUCAUGGUUUCGUAGUCUGUGGACAUCAUCGAAGAAGAAUGAGUUUCAUACUGAAAAGGCGAAGAUUGCAGUUUUGUCAUUUGAGGCUGCUAGCUUGAUGACUAAACUGCUUCACCUGUGGCAAUCAAUGACUGAUAAGCAGGUUGCUAGGUUAAGAGAGGAUAUAAAUAGCUCGUUGGGUAUAAAGAAGCUUGUAUCGGAGAGUGAUGAAUAUAUAGGGAAGUUGAUUUGUGCGGAGAUGAUGGAAAAUUUGGUGCAUGUGGCAAGAGCGUUGGCCAGGCUGUCCAAGAAAUGCAACGACCCCCUGCUGAGAAGUUUUGAGCAAGCAUUUAACGAUUUGAUUAAGAGUGGCACAGACACAUAUGGUUGGCAGUUCUCAUGGAAGAAGAUGGAGAGAAAAGUCAAGAAGAUGGAACGUUUUAUAGUUGCAAAUGCUAAUUUGUAUCAAGAGAUGGAGACGCUCGCAGAUCUUGAACAGGCAUUGAAGAGGAUGAGGGGCAAUGAUAACGCAGAUAGCAUUGUAUUGGUUGACUAUGAGAAGAAGAUUGCAUGGAAGCGUCAAGAGGUGAAGCAUCUCAAGGAAACUUCUCUCUGGAGUCGGACGUAUGAUUAUACCAUUAUCCUCAUGGCAAGAUCUCUUUUUACCACGUAUGGCAGGAUUGGACAUGUUUUUGGAGUUAACCACAUUGCUGACAUGGGGGCUAAUUCGAGAGUUAUAGAUAUUUCUAAUUCUAAUAAUCGACGUAGCCACUCAACUGUCUUCAUGCAAUCAUCUGUUUAUCCAUCUGAAAAUUAUGUCCCUAGAUUUUCUACGGGUGCACAAAGCGAGUCCAUCUCUGCGAGAACAAACAACUUGGGCAACUUCCGUUCAGGUCCUCUUGGGAACUCAAUGGCUACGUCUAAUCCGAUCUCUGGAAAACAUAAUGGUGUUGGUGGUUAUUAUUCAGGUCCCUUAUCCAGUUCGACAACCAAACCCGAUCCUACUUCAGCUCCAAGAGCAAGCAAGAGUUCUUUGAGGAUGUGGCAUUUCCGUGAUAAAUCUCACAAAGCUGAGAAAAUCUCUCAGCGAAAACCAAAUAAAAUGACCAUGUCAGGACCUUUAACUGGAUCUGUUAUGGGUGGAAAUGGUUCUCAGACCAGUAACAGCUACUUAAUACCUGGUGAUGCUCAUUCUGGAGUUCUGGAUGGAAAGAUUUAUGGGAACUCGAGUGAUGGAAACUUCUCUAUAGUUGGAUCGAAGAGCAAGCUGUUGAAUCCGCCUCCUGAAACUCUUGGUGCUUCCGCCCUAGCUCUGCACUAUGCAAAUCUCAUCAUAUUCAUCGAGAAGUUGGUUGCGUCUCCUCACUUGAUCGGGAACGAUGCUAGAGACGAUGUAUAUAAUAUGUUGCCAGCUAGCAUCAGAGCAUCCCUCAGGGCUAAGCUGAAGCCUUAUGCAAAGAGCCUGAGUUCAUCAGUUUAUGACACAUCUCUUGCAAAUGAAUGGAAUGAUGCUAUGUCAAAAACACUCGAAUGGCUCGCCCCUCUUGCUCAUAACAUGACAAGAUGGCAGUCAGAGCGGAGCUUUGAGCACCAGAGCUUGGUCUCUAGAACAAACAUCCUUCUUGUCCAGACGCUCUACUUUGCAAAUCAAGUAAAGACAGAAGCCCAGAUCACCGAGCUUCUCGUUGGGCUGAACUACAUAUGGAGAUUUGGGAGAGAAAUCACUGGAAAAUCGCUGGCAGAAUGCGCCAGUGGCAGAACGUUUGCCGAAGAUCAGGAGUGAUGUCACUGUAGCCUCCCGUAUGUGUGUGUGUGUGUAUAUCAUCAUCCUUCACCAUCUUGCGCGAUAGUAGCUCCUUUCAUUGAUUGAGAUCCAUUUUCAGACCAUGGUGUCUGGAUAUUACGUUGUGAUGGCGAAGAACAUCAUAUGAUGGAGUUUGAAUCUGAGCCGUGCUUCAUGGAUGCCUGGUAAACUGUAUAUCCAAUAUUGCCAACUCCUCUCUUAUGAUCCGUUGAUAGCAUGUGUAUGUUACUGUUAGAAAUUGGGGGAUUUUGUCUCAUCAAGCUUUGCUGCUUGUCUGAAUUUCAUGUCUCCUUAAGAAUUUGUAUUGUUAGAUUACACGAAUGAUUAAAUAGUGCUUGCUGUUUGUCCUUGGAUUUAUAGCUAUCAUCAAGAAUUUUCGAGUUUUUGGCUUUGAA
Molecule: messenger RNA, 2473 nt
Organism: Salvia splendens (bonfire salvia)
Lineage: Eukaryota; Viridiplantae; Streptophyta; Magnoliopsida; Lamiales; Lamiaceae
Exons: 2
Coding region: 285-2057 (590 amino acids)
Biological process (GO): positive regulation of growth
Source: RefSeq, a predicted model, not a curated record